CGGUUAGCUCAGUUGGUUAGAGCGUCGUGCUAAUAACGCGAAGGUCGCGGGUUCGAUACCCGUACUGGCCAGGUAAACUUAUUCUUGGUUAGGAUGAAAGGUGCUUGUAAACGCUAAAACCACACACGGAUGUGUCUGUCUCUGGUAGUGGUAUGUAUCGUAACCCAUCCUGAGUAUGGACGGGGUUGGGACUGGGACACCAGACAACACUGUUGACUGAGCCCUCUGGAGGUGUCAUGGUCCAAAUUCAGCCAAACACUGAUGAAGGAAGGUACCUGCUUAAAAACCCCAUGCUCACAAAAACUUUGUUGUUGUUGAAUACUACUGCUCACCUACUUUUAUGGUUAGUCACGUUGUGGUGUUUAGCAUUGUGGGCUACAGAGGGGACUUGCUGUGUUUGUCACCAGCCAGUUGCGGGUUGUUGUAAUAUCCUGUUGGUCAGGAUCUAGGUUAGGUUGUUGGGAUAGAGUACUUGCAUAGACUGGCCACUGUGGGAGGUCCCCAACCAGUAGCACAAAGAUUUUAACAUCUUUUCCUGUGUAUAACUAAAUUACUGAAACUUAUAGUGAUCUGUCAGUCAAUAGUUGGAGUUCCUUUAUAUCACCUUUAUCUUCACCUCUUUCACUUACUUUGUUGAGUUAGGAUAAAACAGAGCAAAAAACGAAUCAUUAAAAUAAGAGCAGAUUACAAACUAUAAUAGGGUGUGUAUGAGGUAAGUACAAAUAUGGUAGAUAGCAUACAUGAUUAGAACACCUUACUACAGAGAGAGAUUAAACAAUCCUCUGUCUACACAGGAUAAACAUUUACUUUAACGAUCACCUUUCAUCUUCACCGAGAAUAAGUUUCUCUGGCCAGUACGGGUAUCGAACCCGCGACCUUCGCGUUAUUAGCACGACGCUCUAACCAACUGAGCUAACCGGCCAUACAUAUCCAAACGUUUACAAGAUGUCAGAUUUUUCCAACUUUAGAUCUUCCAACUUCUUCCAAGUGUCAGAUUCAGAAAACUUUUACAAUACCGUUUAGGGUACCAACUGCUUCAAUGGUUACAUACAACUGCAAAACUUCAAUUGUUACUCUACUCUAAAAGUUAUAUUGGUUUGGUUAGGUUGUUGGGUAUGAGUACUUGCAUAUCUUCUCAGUGAGAGGAUUGGCCACUGUGGGAGGUCCCCAACCAGGAGCACAAAGAUUUUAACAUAUUUUCCUGCGUAUAAGUAAACUACUGAAACGUGUAGUGAUCUGUCAGUCAAUAGGUGGAGUAAUAGUCACCUCUGUUCCUUUAUAUCACCUUUGUCUUCACCUCUUUCACUUACUUGGUUGACUUAGGAUGAAACAGCAAAACAUGAAUCAUUAAAAUAAAGCCAAUCAGAGCAGAUUACACACUAGAAUAGGAUGUGUAUGAGGUAACUAGAAAUAUGGCAGAUAGCCUACAGUAGAACAUCUUACUCUACUACAGGAUACACAUUUGCUUUAGCGUGAACGAGCACCUUUAAUCCUCACCAAGAAUAAGUUUCCAUGGCCAGUACGGGUAUCGAACCCGCGACCUUCGCGUUAUUAGCACGACGCUCUAACCAACUGAGCUAACCGGCCAUACAUCAAGGAGUUACGUGUUUGCAUUUUACCUCUUGAAGUUCCUUAGCGCCAGCUACCCUCGGAGAGUUUGAAAAGUAACGAACGCGUCUCGGCCCAAAAUCUGAUUUUUUUUUGCCGUAAGAAAUUGGAUGUGUGGCAUGUGCGUGUGAAAACAUGCAAAAGCGUGUGUCACACGGCGAAACCGUGAUAGUUGGCAGCUCUGGUUAACUGACUGUUUUUUUUUUUUUUUACAAAAGUACUCAACCUAUAGCCUAUUGUUGUGUUGGUUCAAGUACUUAUUCAACUCAAAUUAUUAAAAUGUACACGUAUAGGCCUAUGCUAAACCGUCACUGUAGGCCUACAUUUAAUUUUUUUUUAUUGCGACAUGUCCAUCUUUUAACUGGCAAAAAUGACGUCAUUAACACAAUUGUAAUGUGGUGAAUCACUGCUUCUGUUUGUCUGAGAGCGCGCGUGCCUACUACGCUGUAUUGUGCAGCGCUCGGGGAGGGGAGCGCACGAGCAUUUGGAGACCUUAAAACAUGCGAGGAAGCCCAAGGUUCUGUCCAAGUGUUUGUAAAGCAGACUAAGGUCCUUCUCCGCUGAUGUUACGAACUGUGGGGAUAUAUGUCUACACAGAAAUAAAAACAAAGGGUCAACUCAAAAAAACAAUGAAACACCUAAAUAUGUCAAACAAAACUUGCUACCUCGAUGCUGCCAAUCCAGGCUCUCCAGCGGUUUCCGCAUCUAUGUUCGCAGCUGGGGUUUUAGGAAACAUUUUCGCUUUGUUUCUGUUGGAGAUACGACGCCGGAGGAAGAGUCGCUCUCUUUUUCACGUGUUGGUUACUGCUCUGGUCAUCACUGAUUUACUCGGGACUCUUGCCGUGAGUCCGUUAGUUCUUGCCGCGUACGUGAGGAAGGAGAGUCUGGUAGAGAUGGGUGGGACAGCUCUCUGCAACCACUUCGGCUUCAGCAUGACAUUUUUCAGCCUGGCCACUCUGUCCAUUCUACUGGCCAUGGCCGUGGAACGCUGGCUCUCCAUUGGACACGCAUACUUUUACGAGAAGUACAUGACCAAGCGCUGGGGAUACUACACAAUUCCCCUCACCUACCUAGUUUGCUUUGCGUUCUGUUCUCUACCUUUCGCUGGAGUCGGGAAGUAUGUGUUGUAUUGUCCCGGUACAUGGUGCUUCUUUGACAUGCAUCCCCAAAAGCGCCUUGAACAAGUUUACGCGGGAGCCUACGCUUCUGCGAUGCUCGUGAUGAUCGUGUGCACGGUGCUCUGCAAUGGAUCUGUCAGCUACAAUCUAUUUGGCAUGUACCGGAGGAGAAAAAAUAACCACGGAUCGUUUCGAGGACCCCGUGGUCGAAAAAGAUAUGAGUCCAUCACUAAGGAAGUAGAGCACCUUAUUCUCCUCGUGGUGAUGACUGUUUGUUUUGUAGUGUUUUCUCUUCCGCUUGUGAUCCAGGUGUAUAUGAACUUCUUCCGAAUUGACAAUCAUCAGCAGGACCUCCGGAUGCUCCGCCUGCUCUCCUUCAAUUCCAUCGUGGACCCCUGGGUCUUCAUCAUCCUUAGCCCCUCUGUCCUGCGCUUCCUCUGGGGGAAGCUGUGCCGACGGCAGCAGACACCAGCAAGCGAGGAGAGCACCUUCCGCACCAUGAGAGCUUGCAGGCUUGGUCCCCCAAUAGAUGCUCACAAACUGCCUGCACAUACGGCCCGUGCCCUCUGCCUGUGACUGGUCACGACAAGAGAUGUGCCUGGAUUGUCAAGCGCACACUGAGGGGCCCACUGUGGCGCUAUUCACUGGAUGGUCCAAUCAGAUCAAAGGAUGUCCUCCUGUAGGUCGUGUCAGAGGUCAGGGUUGUGGUCACAGCUGUGGUCCCCAUGUGCCUCUGACUGGUUGGCCAUUAACUGUAAGUGGAGAGGUCUCUGAAGGGCAGAGGAGGGAACCCAGUACAGGACGAUCUGAAGGUGAAUAUACUGCAGGAACUAGGGAAGAUCCACCUGUGCAUCACUGUAGAAAUCUAAGACACACCAGUGAUGAUUGUAUGACACUAUACAUCAUACGCUUAUUCCAGUAUUUAUUUAGGGCCUUAAACAUUAAAUACUGUGACAGAAUGCAAGUCAUACAAGUCAACAUUGUCAUACAAGUCAACAUUGCUAUGCAUACAAGGAAACAGUUUAAAGCCAGGGUACCUGCUAAAUGGUACCAUGUAGUUCAGUUCACAUUUCUCAUUGUACACUGUAAUUUGAUAAAUAAAAAGCUAUGGAAAAAAUCAAGUAAUCAUAAUCAAGACCGGACUCCCACGAGAAUAGUAUGGUGUGUUCCUUAACAUGAGAACCUCAUUUUAAUUAUGACUGUUUGCUUUCAAAGGCUAAAAAUAUCUCAGAAUGUUGCCUUGAGUCCACAAGGAAAUUGAGGUCAGAGGAGAUGUAUAGUGUUCAACGUGGGUUUUGGGGUAGUUACGGUAUGUCAUGUUGUACCUCUGGGGAGAAUUAGGGGUUCAGAAACUUCACAAACCACUAUGAGUAUUGUUAUACCAUGCCAGAGACUUAAUUUGGAAAUUGUGUAGGAAAUUUGUAAAGGCAUCUUCCGUUUUCUGAGACUCCUGGUAUUUUUCUCAUAUGGAAGCAUUUUGAGAGCUUACCCGCAUGGACGCUUAACAAACAUUGUCAGUGGACUGCGUGAGGAUACUUGUAAUUGUAAUCAAUACAUCAUUUUGAUCAUUCUUUUUUAAACAUGCAGUGGGGCAAGUAACACAAACAUGAUGUUUAAUUUGGUGAAUUGUUAGAGGUAAGUGAAGGUGAAAGAAGUGAAAAGAAAGUAAAGAUUUCAUAAUGUAAAAA
Clupea harengus (Atlantic herring) is the source of this 4414-nucleotide messenger RNA. Its product is annotated as prostaglandin E2 receptor EP2 subtype-like. Gene Ontology annotation, cellular component: plasma membrane. Gene Ontology annotation, molecular function: prostaglandin E receptor activity; thromboxane receptor activity. Gene Ontology annotation, biological process: inflammatory response; positive regulation of cytosolic calcium ion concentration; adenylate cyclase-activating G protein-coupled receptor signaling pathway. The record is from RefSeq and is a predicted model, not a curated record. NCBI's taxonomy places the organism in Eukaryota, Metazoa, Chordata, Actinopteri, Clupeiformes, Clupeidae.